Molecule: messenger RNA, 795 nt
Organism: Fusarium vanettenii 77-13-4
Lineage: Eukaryota; Fungi; Ascomycota; Sordariomycetes; Hypocreales; Nectriaceae
Exons: 1
Coding region: 1-795 (264 amino acids)
Molecular function (GO): oxidoreductase activity
Source: RefSeq, a predicted model, not a curated record
AUGGCAUCAACCUCCAAGUACCUAUCCAAACUGCACGACAAGUCGAUCCUCAUCGUCGGUGGUACCUCUGGCAUCGGUUUCGCCGUCGCAGAAGCUUGCCUCGAGUACGGUGCCAGCGUUGUCAUCGCCGGCCGCAGCCAGUCCAAGCUCGACGAUGCCCUUAGCCGCCUUAUAUCAGCAUACCCAGAUGCUAAAGAUCGUGUCCGCGGACAUGUGGUUGAUCUGAAAAAUGACAUCGAGGCUAGUGUCACCGAGCUCCUCGAGUUUGCGACGGCUAGCGGUCAGGAGACGCUUGAUCACAUUGUGAGCACUGCCGGUACAGGAGCAACUGGUAUCACUUUGGAAAACGCGACCGAGGAAAACGUACUUGAUGCCGGCAAGAUGAGAAUCGCCGGGACAUUGUUGCUGUGCAAGAUAGCACAGGACUACAUGAGCAAGGCCCACACCUCAUCCAUCACUUUUACCGGCGGUGUAGCCUAUUACAGGCCUAUGGAAGGGUACAGCGUAACAGCAGCUACUGCAGGCGGCAUGGGCUCUAUGGCCUUGGGGCUCGCUGUGGAUUUGAAGCCCAUCAGGGUGAACAUGGUGUCUCCAGGGGCGAUACGGACAGAACUGUUCGAAAAUAUGGUCCAAAACGCAGGAGGCGUGGAUGUUGCGGAUAUUUUUGCGAAGAAGACGUUGCUUGAUCGGAUUGGUAGCCCGGAGGAUGUUGCCGAGAUGUAUUUGGGGAUCAUGAAGAGUGGUUCCAUCACUGGGCAGGUUAUCCAUGUCGAGGGUGGAUUCUUGCUGAAGUGA